AUCGAUGCGGGGGCCCCGGGGGCUCCCCUAGACCUACUCUCUCUUGGCAACCGCGCCCCGAGAUCGCGGUCCCUGCGCCCAAGGGCUGUCGCGGGUUCGCGGGGCCUCCUGCCGCUGACUACCCCAUUAGAGCUCGGGGUCCCUGCCACCCUCCUGCCUCCCAUCUCUUCCUAGCUGGGGCUAGGGCUCCGGACCCCCCGGAGUGCGGGAGUUUGGGAGGGAACAGCAAAGGGGGGCGCAGAGGGUGAGUCGCCCCCCUAGGUGGAUCCACUGGCUUGGCGCCCCCCAUCUCGGAAUUAGGAGUCCCCCUCCCCCUUUUCCCCGGAGCCCUCCUCCCACGCGGAUCGUGGGGGCGUCCCGACCCUGCGGGAGGACUCCCCGGGUGGGGAGAGGCGAAGCCCGCACACAGAGGGCAGGGUGUGGCCCCCACCUCUAGCCUACGGACUCAGGCGUCCUGCGGGGCCCGCGCGGCCCGCCUCGGGGCUGAGUCCACGCUCCCGGCCCGGCGCUCCGGGCUGCCGCCUCCCCAGCCUGAGCAAGUCGCUUCCCAACAGGCCUGCGCCCGGGUGUGGUGCCGAGCCAGGUCCUGGGCGCACUGGGUGGCCCCUGGCCCGUUCCAGCCCUGGGUUGCUCUCUGUAAACAAGCAAGGGUCCCCAGCAGGCUCUGGGCUGCCCUGCAAGGCGCUUUGCCUUUCUGGACCUCGGUCUCCUUAUCUGUGAAAUGGGGAAUCAGAGCCCUUAUCAUGCAGCGUUGCCAGGAGGAUUCAGUGAGUGGGUGAUGGGUAGCCCGGCUCCCUGCAUGCGUUCCUUCGUGUUAGAGGGAAGUGGCUGGGCUGGGGGUCAGAGAAGGGGGGGAGUGUGUCACUGGCAAACUCGUGGUGAGGCUGGCCUUGAACGGUUGAACAAUGGACAACCCCAAGACUAACAGCUGCUGGCACUGACCGAGCACUUGCAAGCCCUGUGCUUCCCUUGCCACAUCUGCUCGAAUCCUUGCAACAACGCUGUGUGACCCCACGUCUCUGCCCCCUGGGCCACCUGCAGGACGCUGGCCCCUGCCCCUCAGUAGACACCAGAAAGAGAUGAGUAGCAACAGAGAGCAGCGGUCAGCAGUGUUCGUGAUCCUCUUUGCCCUCAUCACCAUCCUCAUCCUCUACAGCUCCAACAGUGCCAAUGAGGUCUUCCACUAUGGCUCCCUGCGGGGCCGCACCCGCCGGCCCAUCGACUUUAAGAAGUGGAGCAUCACCGAAGGCUAUGUCCCCCUUCUUGGCAACAAGACGCUGCCCUCCCGGUGCCGCCAGUGUGUGAUUGUCACCAGCUCCAGCCACCUGCUGGGCACCAAGCUGGGCCCUGAGAUCGAGCGGGCUGAGUGCACAAUCCGCAUGAACGAUGCCCCCACCACGGGCUACUCAGCCGAUGUGGGCAACAAGACCACCUUCCGCGUGGUGGCCCAUUCCAGCGUGUUCCGUGUGCUGCGAAGGCCCCAGGAGUUUGUCAACCGGACCCCCGAAACCGUGUUCAUCUUCUGGGGCCCCCCGGACAGGAUGCGGAAGCCCCAGGGCAGCCUCGUGCGUGUCAUCCAGCGAGCAGGCCUGGCGUUCCCCAACCUGGAGGCCUAUGCCGUCUCUCCCAGCCGCAUGCGCCAAUUUGACGACCUCUUCCGGGGUGAGACGGGCAAGGACAGGGAGAAGUCCCAUUCGUGGCUGAGCACAGGCUGGUUCACCAUGGUGAUUGCGGUGGAGUUGUGUGACCACGUGCACGUCUAUGGCAUGAUCCCCCCUGACUACUGCAGCCAGGGGUCCCGCGCGCAGCGCAUGCCCUACCACUACUACGAGCCCAAGGGCCCGGACGAGUGCGUCACCUACAUCCAGAAUGAGCACAGCCGGAAGGGCAACCACCACCGCUUCAUCACCGAGAAGAGGGUCUUCUCGUCCUGGGCCCAGCUGUAUGGAAUCACCUUCUCCCACCCCUCCUGGACCUAGGCCGCCUGCCGGGGGUGGGGCAGGGGGGCCCCUCGCCAAGGGCACGGGAGGAGCGGUGCUCCGCCCAGCCGCCGGACCAAGGACCAGCUCCCGGCCAAUCGAGGCUGGCCCGCGUGUCUCCCGGCCAAUCGAGGCCUUGAAGAGGAUGUAUCCUCCCGCUAGUCAGGGCUUGUGGGUAUUUCUUGGCCAAUCAGGGAUUUGGGCUUCGGUGUGGUUAAUCAGGGGUGUCAAGGGUAUUUCUUGUCCAGUCAGGGUCUGAGCAGUCAAUCAGGGUAUUUCUGCGUAAUCUGAGGCUAAGAACGUUUUCUUUCCCAUGAGGUCUUGGUUCAGAGCCCCAGGAUGGACCUCAAAUCACUUCCUCUUGGUUGGGACAAUGGCGUCCUGUCCCAAGGAGCUGGGAGCUUUGCGUUGCCCCCUCACUCGCCAGAGCCAGGAAGAGAGCUUGUGUGAGGGUGGGAGCUGUCUGAAGGCCGGCCCAGGGCAUUUGUGGGGUUGUCUGUGUUGGGGGGCAUCCCAGAGGUGAGAGGCCAGCGUCUGGAUCUUCGGUCUGCCCAGAGUGGCCUUGAACAAACCUCUUGCCCCCUCUCUGGGCACCUUUCUGCCUGUGUCAGGUUCUAACGUGGAGUCUGUGACCCCCUGCCACCUCCCUCAAUGACCGCCUCGAGCCUGUCCUCCCUAAGGCUGGACACCUCCAAUCACCACCCUUGCUGGGGGGCUCAGCUCCCUGGGGGUCUGGGGUUCCCUUCUCCACCGCCUCUUGGAAAGUAGACGGUGUUUUUGCGCAAACUCCCCCAGGGUUUGGGGGACUCUGAUAGGAAAGGGACAAACCUUCAGCUCUUCUCUCAGCCCCUCUGCCCAGCUGCUAUUAGCUUGGCUCUUAAAGAGCCAGGCUCUCUUUUCUGCCAUCUGACUGUGAGGCUUUCCACCUGUUAGAGGAGCCUUUGGGGCUGAGAAAGGGGGAUCCCAGCCAAACUGGGGUUUCAUGCAGCCCCUUUGUCCGCAGCUGCUGGAGUUAUCCAAGGGUCUUCCCCACCUGGGUCUGGGAAGGCUCUAGGGGGCCAGGAACUCUGUCACCUGGGUUCUGGCUUCUACAUCAGGCACUUUAUUGCUGGGCCUCAGUGGGGUGGGUUUGCCCCCUGGUCUUCCAGAGCCUGGAAGGGAAGGCUGGAGGGCUUCCUGGAGGAGGCUGUGGAGUGAGAGGGGUCAGGUGGAGGAGGCAGAGGCCAGCAGCGAGCCAUUGCACACUGGGGUGGUGGGGUGGGGGCCGGCAGCUACUCCAGACUUGGUUUUGUAAUGAUUUGUACAGGAAUAAAUGCACCUAAACUCCCA
Equus caballus (horse) is the source of this 3308-nucleotide messenger RNA. RefSeq names its product ST6 N-acetylgalactosaminide alpha-2,6-sialyltransferase 6 (gene ST6GALNAC6). Gene Ontology annotation, molecular function: alpha-N-acetylgalactosaminide alpha-2,6-sialyltransferase activity. Lineage: Eukaryota; Metazoa; Chordata; Mammalia; Perissodactyla; Equidae. The record is from RefSeq and is a predicted model, not a curated record. Gene Ontology annotation, biological process: ganglioside biosynthetic process; oligosaccharide metabolic process.